This is a messenger RNA of Arvicanthis niloticus (Nile rat), 2584 nucleotides long. RefSeq names its product cyclin dependent kinase inhibitor 2C (gene Cdkn2c). NCBI's taxonomy places the organism in Eukaryota, Metazoa, Chordata, Mammalia, Rodentia, Muridae. Gene Ontology annotation, biological process: negative regulation of cell population proliferation; regulation of G1/S transition of mitotic cell cycle; regulation of cyclin-dependent protein serine/threonine kinase activity. The record is from RefSeq and is a predicted model, not a curated record. Gene Ontology annotation, cellular component: cytoplasm; nucleus. Gene Ontology annotation, molecular function: protein kinase binding; cyclin-dependent protein serine/threonine kinase inhibitor activity.
GAAGGCGGAGCGAGCGCGCCGCCGGCCAGUGCGCUGCCGGGGCGGAGGGCGGGGCGUGGGCGGUGCCCGGCCUUCCCGCUCCCGCGGCGCCCUAACUCUGCGGAGCCUCCUUAAAACUCUGCCGUUAAAAUGGGGGCGGGUUUUUCAACUCAAAAAGCGCUCAAUUUUUUUCUUUUCAAAAAAAGCUGAUGAGGUCGGAAAAAAGGGAUAAGAAACCGGCACGGUCCCUUCAGAGGCAACCGUAGCAGCAGUUGCUUCAGCGGAAAAAGAAGCAAAGGAGGGAGGGAAGGGAAAGAUCCUAAAGGAAAGACGCGCAAGUGCUUGUAGCGAAGAAGGGAGCUGCGAUCAGAGAUUUGGGGGAGUCGGACUACAAAAGAAACUGUCAGCCGCGGCUCACAACGGGCCGGCGCAGCCUGAGUCGGCUCCGGGACCCAGCUGGCUGGCAGCCGCGGACAGGACAGCGGCACAGAGAGGGGCACAGGCCGGAGGACCGCCAAGAACUAACUGGCCAAGUGGCACCGAGCGCCCGAGCUGCUGGGCGGCCGCCAAGAAGUCGGCGGGACUGGCUGCGCCCGGGACCUGUGGCGACCGCUCCUACUUCCAAAGACCCUUCCCAUCAUCAGAGGCCCCAGAAAAAUCUGAAAGAGAGGGAAAGACCGCGGCAGAGGCGACCGCCGCCGCUCAGCAACCGCUUGCAGUGGAGAGUCUGAUCUAGCUCGGUCGUAGGCGGGAAGUUACUGGUGAGCUGGCCCGGUGCAGGCGCGAUGCUACGGCGAGCUGCCCCAGCGACUGGAGCUCCAUAGACGCAGCCCUGCAUCAUCCUCUGGCUGCCAGGAAUCCCGGGACCCGGCGGGGCCGGCAUGACGGGCUUGGCGGGGGUCUGCCGCACACCCACCAGCCUCCGGAGACCCGCACCGUGCCCGGCUCCCACGGCCUCUGAGGCUCGGCGGGGCUGCGGCAGCCUGGCGGGCGGGCUCCGGAGGCUCUUCUGAAGACGCCGAACCCGCUGGGGAGUCGUUGAGACCUGAGAGUUGAGGGCUUCAGAACUACUGCUCUGGUCUGCCUUCGGCAAUCAUCUUUAACCCUCCCGAGCACGUCAGCAUCCAGCCAGCGCGGCACUCUGCUAGCGAGCAGCACUCUGGACUACCCCCUUCGGCGAGACGGAUGGAAAGUGAACCCUGCGGAGGACCUGACUCUGAAAUCGUGCCUCAAGUCACCACUGCGAACAAGGGUGGGUUAAUAACUUUUCUACUCUCCAAUACUUUUUCUUUCGCGGUGUUUUCUGAGCUGACCUAGUCCCUUAAGUCUCCGCAACAUCCUCCUCACAGAGCUGUGAAGCUUAGAUACGUGACAGCUCUGUCUACAUCUACGUCCAUAGUAAUUAAUCAAGAAAUGCUUCUGUGUAUGUAUCUCCGUUGAAUAACCAGAAUCCUUCUUAGGGGUUAAGCUAAAAAGCUAGGGAAGGAGCCCCUCUCCAAUGGGCUCAGUUUUGCUGAAUAAUCACGUGUGAAUCGAGGGGCGGGCUUUUGGCAGGCCGACCUUACUAGUAUUUACUACCAAGCUCUACUCCAGAUUAACCAUCCCAGUCCUUCUGUCAGCCUCCGAUGCCAUCAUGCAGCCUGAUUAGGAGCAAAGGAAAGGGGAAAAAGAGAAGCAACUAAUCGUCUUUUCCCGAUCGUCAGGACCCUAAAGAAUGGCCGAGCCUUGGGGGAACGAGUUGGCGUCCGCAGCUGCCAGGGGGGACCUAGAGCAACUUACUAGUUUGUUGCAAAAUAAUGUAAACGUCAACGCUCAAAAUGGAUUUGGGAGAACUGCGCUGCAGGUUAUGAAACUUGGAAAUCCGGAGAUUGCCAGGAGACUUCUCCUCAGAGGUGCUAAUCCCAAUUUGAAAGACCGAACUGGUUUUGCUGUCAUUCACGAUGCUGCCAGAGCAGGUUUCCUGGACACUGUACAGGCUUUGCUGGAGUUCCAAGCUGAUGUUAACAUCGAAGAUAAUGAAGGGAACCUGCCCUUGCACUUGGCUGCCAAAGAAGGCCACCUCCCUGUGGUGGAGUUCCUUAUGAAGCACACAGCCUGCAAUGUGGGGCAUCGGAACCAUAAGGGGGACACCGCCUUCGACUUGGCCAGGUUCUAUGGAAGAAAUGAGGUCAUGAGUCUGAUGGAGGCAAAUGGGGUUGGGGGAGCCACGAACCUGCAGUGAAUGUGUGGUCUCACCCACUGCCUUCACUCUGUCGGUUAGUUGUUUGGCUGUCCUGUUUUACUCUCACUUAUUAAAAUAUAGGGCUUCGUUUUGCUUCGUUUUCAUAUUUUAAGCAGCUAGUCAAAUCCUUCGAAACUGCCUAAAUGGAAAUCUUACUACAAGUUUAUGAAAUAUUUAAACAUCUUUUUCCCUGUCAAAAUUCUGAUUUCUAACAUGUAAUUGCAUAUAGUUAUGCCUUUCUUCUGGAUAUUUUAUCUUUGUUUUGUUUUUUUUUCCUUUGCUUACCUUUUGCCAUUCUCAAUGUCUGAUUUGGAGACUUUGUUUUAAAAAUUAUUUGUCCUGAUGCAUCUUUUGCCUAAUUAAAGCACAUUUUUCAGAAGAGGA